Messenger RNA from Pleurotus ostreatus (oyster mushroom), 492 nucleotides. RefSeq lists its product as uncharacterized. The coding region runs from base 1 to 492 and encodes 163 amino acids. The record is from RefSeq and is a predicted model, not a curated record. NCBI's taxonomy places the organism in Eukaryota, Fungi, Basidiomycota, Agaricomycetes, Agaricales, Pleurotaceae. Gene Ontology annotation, biological process: response to oxidative stress. The transcript has 4 exons.
AUGCUUCGAACUGGUGCUCGUUCCAUCUUGUCAGCGAUUGUGCGUUCCCCGCGCAAUGCGAGGUCGCUCACCUCAGGGCCUCUCAAGCUCAAAGACACAAAGUACACUGCUGUUGGCGUCGCAAGUGGCGCUGGGCGCAACGGUCAGACCGAAUCCAAUGGCCUCAAACUCCAGCUCGCGACGCCCAAAGAGUUGGGUGGCACCGGCCAGGGCGAGAAUCCUGAACAACUCUUCGCAAUGGGGUACUCUGCUUGCUUCUUAGGCGCACUGCAGGCAGUGGCCGCUCGCGCAGGUCAAAAGGAUAAGAUUACGAACGCAGUAGUCAAUGCGAAAGUCCACCUCGGCGAACCGGAGGGACUUGGCGGAUUCGGCAUCGGUGUUGAGUUGGAGGUCUCGGGAGCCCCGAAGGAUUUGGUCGACGCUGCGCACGAAUUCUGCCCGUACAGUCGAUCGCUGAAAUACGGCGUCGAUGUUACAGCCAAAGUUGUCUGA